This is a messenger RNA of Pseudophryne corroboree (corroboree frog), 7510 nucleotides long. RefSeq lists its product as uncharacterized. The coding region runs from base 429 to 6614 and encodes 2061 amino acids. The transcript is spliced from 23 exons. NCBI's taxonomy places the organism in Eukaryota, Metazoa, Chordata, Amphibia, Anura, Myobatrachidae. The record is from RefSeq and is a predicted model, not a curated record.
CUGAUUUCCGGUAGAUUGUGCUGAGCGGGAAGAAACAGGAAGGAGACAAUGUUAACUGGCAGCAGCAGGAGAGGGUGACUAUUAUACAGCUGUCGGAAUCCCAUCGGGCAGGAUACCAACGCCGAACUCUCGACUGCCGGAAUACAGGUCUAUUCCCACUCGUGAUUGUCCACCACUGAGCCCUCAAGGGGACUCUUAGCGCUCGCCCCGUGGUGUCUAAAUUCCAGCUUAACAAAGAAAUUGUAGUCCCUGUCUUCCAAGGGCCGGACCUUCCUGUGGGAGUUGCUUCAUUGGAUGUAGUCCGUGUUUUAAGGAUCUACGUGGAUCAUACCAGUGCCAUCAGAAACACAGAUACUCUCUUCGUUCUGUACGAAUUUCAAAAGAGAGGAUGGCCUGCUGACAAACAGACACUGGUGAGGUGGCUUCGAAUGACGAUUUCAGAAGCAUAUUCUCAAGCUGAUCUCCCUAUUCCGGCUAAUGUCUCUGCUCACUCUACUCUUAAGGAUUACACAGUAGUGAAGAAGACUUCCGAUGAGUGUGAAACACCCAGCAGCCGUCCCCGUGUGUCAGGAGGACUGAGCAGGACCCAGAGCCCCAUCACGGUGCCUCAACCUCACUCACUGACACAUGAGAGGCACAAUGACCAGAAGAUCCUGGAACUCACCAACAAGAUCAUUCAGCUGCUUACUGGAGAGGAGUGGGAACACAUGGGUCUGUACAAGAACGUGAUGAUGGAGAAUCACCGGCCCCUCACAUCACUGGCUAAGAGGAGACUGUCAUGUAUUGUACAGGGGAGAGCAGAUGAAGCCAGUAAUAGAGAUACCCCAGAGAGAGAUCCCCGUCCUCUGUAUUCCCAGGAUUGUACAGAGGCGAAUCACAGGAUCCCACAGGAGGAUCAGGGAGAGUGUAUAUCUUAUAUUAAGGCAGAAGUUACAGAGGGAGAAGAAGAGACGUAUGUGACUGAUAUCAAGACAGAAUAUAUAAAGGGAGAAGAAGAGACAUAUGUGACUGAUAUGAAGGCAGAAGUUACAGAGGGAGAAGAAGAGACGUAUGUGACUGAUAUGAAGGCAGAAGAUAUAGAGGGAGAAGAAGAGACGUACGUGACUGAUAUCAAGGCAGAAGAUAUAGAGGGAGAAGAAGAGACGUAUGUGACUGAUAUGAAGGGAGAAGUAGAGACUCAUAUGAAGGUAGAAGAUAUAGAGAGAGAAGAUGAGAUGUAUGUGAGGUGGGAACAGCAGUGUAAGGAGGAAGAAAUCCCUACAGAUAUCACCACAGCAGAUGGAGGCACAAGCUGGAGGAAGUUGGAGGGAAAACUCAUUUUGUCUCCAGAUUUUAAAACAGAAGAUACAAUCGCACAGGAUUCUCCAGGAAACAGUCUUAUUGCUUUAAUUAUGCAUCCAGUACUUCCUAGUGAAGAUAUUUCAUCUGCUCCCUCUAAUCAUGGGGAAUGUUCUCCCGAUAACUCAAAUAUUGGCAAAUAUAGUACAGCUCAGACAGGUGAUUCAGUCUUUACCUGUUCUGAAUGUGGUAAAUGUUUUGUACAUCAGUCAGUUCUUGUUAAACAUCAGCUAAGUCACACAAGUGAGAAACCAUUUUCAUGCUCUGAGUGUGGGAAAUGUUUUACAUAUAAAUCAUAUAUUGUUAUACAUCAGAGAAGUCACACAGGUGAGAAGCCAUUCCCAUGCUCUGAGUGUGGGAAACGUUUUACACAGAAACAAGGACUUGUUAUACAUCAGAGAACUCACACAGGUCAGAAGCCAUUUUCAUGCUCUGAGUGUGGGAAAUGUUUUACACAGAAAUCAGACCUUGUUAUACAUCAGAGAAGUCAUACAGGUGAGAAACCAUUUCCAUGCUCUGAGUGUGGAAAAUGUUUUACAUGCAAAUCAGUUCUAGUUACACAUCAGAAAACUCACACAGGUCAAAAGCCAUUUUCAUGCUCUGAGUGUGGGAAAUGUUUUACAUACAAAUCAGCUCUUGUUACACAUCAGAGAACUCACACUGGUGAGAAACCAUUUUCAUGUUCUGAGUGUGGGAAAUGUUUUACACAGAAACCACAUCUUGUUGCACAUCGGAGAAGUCACACAGUUCCAGGAUAUCCUUUUUGUAGUAAGUUGACCAUAGUUGUGUGCAAUAUUCGAGAUGUGGCCUCACUUGGUGAAGAUUUGACUUCGAUUAAAGUAGAAGAUUUAGAGGGAGAAGAAGAGCUGUAUGUGACUGAUAUGAAGGCAGAAGAUAUCGAGGGAGAAGAAGAGACGUAUGCAGAAGAUACAGAGGAGGAGGAGAAGAAGACGUAUGUGACUGAUAUGAAGGCGGAUGAUACAGAUGGAGAAGAAAAGAUGUAUGUGACUGAUAUGAAGGUAGAAGAUACAGAUGGAGAAGAAGAGAUGUAUGUGACUGAUAUGAAGGCAGAAGAUACAGAGGAGGAGGAGAAGAAGACGUAUGUGACUGAUAUGAAGGUGGAUGAUACAGAUGGAGAAGUAAAGAUGUAUGUGACUGAUAUGAAGGUAGAAGAAACAGAGGAGAAGAGAGUUGCCCUUCUGUAUGAAGGCAGGAGAUACAGAGAGAGCUGUAUAACUGAUAUAAAGGCAGAAGAUACAGAGGGAGAAGAGACUUCUGUGACUGAUAUGAAGGCAGAAGAGACGUAUGUGACUGAUAUGAAGGCAGAAGUUAUAGAGGGAGAAGAAGAGACGUAUGUGACUGAUUUGAAGGCAAAAGAUUUAGAGGGAGAAGAAGAGAUGUAUGUGACUGAUAUGAAGGCAGAAGAGACUUCCGCUUCCUCGGAUCAUCCGGAUGCUGCUCUGCAGAGAGUAUUAGAGGCGGUGACUGCCAGUGAGGCACGUCUGGCAGACAAGAUUGGGCAAGUGCAGUCUGAUCUCUCCAUUAUCCAUCAAGACCUUCAACGAGUGAGAGAGAGAGUGGGAGAGGCUGAGACCCAUAUAUCCAAUGUUGAAGACUCCGUCGGGCCGCUGGGUCGUCGCACUGAUGCUUUGGAAUCCCAAAUGACUGAGGUGCGCAAAAAACUGACGGAUAUGGAGGGGCGCUUGCGGCGCAAUAAUGUCCGUUUCGUUGGCCUGCCGGAAAAGGAAGAGGGCUCAACUCGUGAAGAAUUUCUUGUAAAGUGGCUCCGGGAUGCUUUUGGGACUGAGGAAUUCUCGCCUUAUUUUACCGUUGAACGGGCCCAUAGAGUUCCGAUGCGCCCACUGCCUCCGGGGGCUCCACCUCGCACCUUUAUUGCUAAGUUCCUUCAUUUCCGAGACCGCGACACAGUUCUAAGGCUGGCCCGCACCAAAGGACCUUUGAAAUGGAACGGAUCGCCCAUAUCGGUUUUCCCGGACUUUGCCGUGGAUGUACAAAAGGAUAGGGCUCAGUUCCUGUCUGUUAAGAGGAGGCUCCGUGAACUUGACCUGCCGUAUGCCAUGCUCUUCCCAUCUAGAUUGCGAGUGGUGGCUGAUGGGGAAACAAAGUUUUUCACAACUCCUCACUUUAAUUGUGAUAGGGGUCAAGCUGUGUGGAAAUUUAACCCAUUUUGGCUCGUUCACAUGGGUGAAGGAUCUGAAAUGGUGGCCGCAUGGCGGGAGUUCUUCGAGCUGAAUAGUACCGACCAGUCUAUCUCUAACCUAUGGGACACAUUUAAGGCCUUUUUACGGGGGAGUUUGAUUAAACGGGUGUCUGAACUCAAAUCCUUCUAUAGGAAAAGGGAGGCUGAGUUGGAGGCCCGGACUGUCGCUGCAGAACUACAAUACUUGCAGGAUUCCUUGAUCAGUUCCAGGUCAGCCUGGUUGUCGGCUCAGAGGGAAUGGAGAGACUACCUAAUGGAAAAGACUCAGCAUAGACUCCUUUUCUCAUCCCAUACCUUUUACGCAACGGGGGACAGGCCGGGGACAUAUCUGGCCUCUCUGGCUCGGGGAGACAGACCUACUAGUGUGGUGGUAGAGAUUGUGAGCGCUGACGGUGUCCACCUGACCCAGACUCCACAGAUGACGGCUGAAUUUGUAUCCUUCUAUAGUCGCUUAUAUGAAUCUAAAUUAGAUUGUACCUCAUCACAAUUAAAUGAUUACUUAGACGGUGUCUGCUUCCCCACCUUGUCCGGGGAGGCUUGCAACCUUUUGGAGGCGCCCAUUUCCCCCGAUGAAGUUAGAGCAACGAUUGAGGCCUCUCCUAGUGUGGGUGCUCGGGAGGACAGAGUGGCCCUAUACGCUGAUGACAUCCUGAUGUUUGUGGAUCGCUAUGCUGAGUCUAUGCCUAGGAUCUUGGAAAUUAUUGAUGGGUUCGAGCGAUACUCUGGCUUACUGAUAAACUGGGAGAAAUCCUCUAUCAUCCCACUUAAGGGCGAAGUCCCUGCCUCCCCGUUGAUGGUUCUUCCAUUGAAGUGGGUGGAAUCAUUCAAAUAUUUGGGUGUUUGGGUGUCUAAUGACCCUCAAAAAUUCUCUCUUCUCAAUGUUACUCCUCAAAUAGUAUAUCUCCGCGGCCGGGUGCAGGCGUGGGAUAGAGCGGUUCUUAGAACCAAGUCUGGUUUUCUUCCUAAGGUGGUGUCUAAAUUCCAGCUUAACAAAGAAAUUGUAGUCCCUGCCGUCCAAGGGCCGGACCUUCCUGUGGGAGAUGCUUCAUUGGAUGUAGUCCGUGCCUUAAGGAUCUACGUGGAUCAUACCAGUGCCAUCAGAAAGACAGAUACUCUCUUCGUUCUGUACGAAUUUCACAAGAGAGGAUGGCCUGUUGACAAACAGACACUGGAUUACACAGUAGUGAAGAAGACUUCCGAUGAGUGUGAAACACCCAGCAGCCGUCCCCGUGUGUCAGGAGGACUGAGCGGGACCCAGAGCCCCAUCACGGUGCCUCAACCUCACUCACUGACACAUGAGAGGCACAAUGACCAGAAGAUCCUGGAACUCACAAACAAGAUCAUUUGGCUGCUGACUGGAGAGAGGAACACGGGUCUGUACAAGGACGUGAUGAUGGAGAAUCACCGGCCCCUCACAUCACUGGCUAAGAGGAGACUGUCAUGUAUUGUACAGGGGAGAGCAGAUGGACCCAGUAACAGCGAUACCCCAGAGAGAGAUCCCCGUCCUCUGUAUUCCCAGGAUUGUACAGAGGCGAAUCACAGGAUCCCACAGGAGGAUCAGGGAGAGUGUAUACCUUAUAUUAAGGCAGAAGUUACAGAGGGAGAAGAAGAGACGUAUGUGACUGAUAUGAAGGCAGAAGAUAUAGAGGGAGAAGAAGAGACGUAUGUGACUGAUAUCAAGGCAGAAGAUAUAGAGGGAGAAGAAGAGACGUAUGUGACUGAUAUGAAGGCAGAAGAUAUAGAGGGAGAAGAAGAGACGUAUGUGACUGAUAUCAAGGCAGAAGAUAUAGAGGGAGAAGAAGAGACGUAUGUGACUGAUAUGAAGGCAGAAGAUAUAGAGGGAGAAGAAGAGACGUAUGUGACUGAUAUGAAGGGAGAAGAAGAGACUCAUAUGAAGGUAGAAGAUAUAGAGAGAGAAGAUGAGAUGUAUGUGAGGUGGGAACAGCAGUGUAAGGAGGAAGAAAUCCAUACAGAUAUCACCACAGCAGAUGGAGGCACAAGCUGGAGGAAGUUGGAGGGAAAACUCAUUUUGUCUCCAGAUUUUAAAACAGAAGAUACAAUUGCUCAGGAUUCUCCAGGAAACAGUCUUAUUGCUUUAAUUAUGCAUCCAGUACUUCCUAGUGAAGAUAUUUCAUCUGCACCCUCUAAUCAUGGGGAAUGUUCUCCCGAUAACUCAAAUAUUGGCAAAUAUAGUACAGCUCAGACAGGUGAUUCAGUCUUUACCUGUUCUGAAUGUGGUAAAUGUUUUGUACAUCAGUCAGUUCUUGUUAAACAUCAGCUAAGUCACACAAGUGAGAAACCAUUUUCAUGCUCUGAGUGUGGGAAAUGUUAUACACAAAAAUCAAGUCUUGUAAAACAUCAGAAAAGUCACACAGGCGAGAAGCCAUUCCCAUGUCCCGAAUGUGGGAAAUGUUUUACAUGGAAACAGAAUCUUGUUAUACAUCAGAGAAGUCACACAGGUGAGAAGCCAUUCCCAUGCUCUGAGUGUGGAAAACGUUUUACACAGAAACAAGGUCUUGUUAUACAUCAGAGAACUCACACAGGUCAGAAGCCAUUUUCAUGCUCUAAGUGUGGAAAAUGUUUUACAUACAAAUCAGUUCUUGUUACACAUCAGAGAACUCACACAGGCGAGAAACCAUUUUCAUGUUCUGUGUGUGGAAGAUGUUUUACACAGAGACCACAUCUUGUUGAACAUCAGACAAGUCACACAGGGGAGAAACCAUGUCCAUGCUCUGAGUGUGGGAAAUGUUUUACACAGAAAUCAGACCUUGUUAUACAUCAGAGAAGUCAUACAGGUGAGAAACCAUUUCCAUGCUCUGAGUGUGGAAAAUGUUUUACAUGCAAAUCAGUUCUUGUUACACAUCAGAAAACUCACACAGGUCAAAAGCCAUAUUCAUGCUCUGAGUGUGGGAAAUGUUUUACAUACAAAUCAGUUCUUGUUACACAUCAGAGAACUCACACUGGUGAGAAACCAUUUUCAUGUUCUGAGUGUGGGAAAUAUUUUACACAGAAACCACAUCUUGUUAGACAUCUGAGAAGUCACACAGGUUUGUGAAAUACUUUACACUGAAAUCACACUUUUUUAAGCAUUAGGAAAUACACUUUAUAAAGGAGAACUUAUUGUCAUUUGAUAUCUGGGUGGUAUAAGUGCAUGUCUGAGAGGCAUGUUAUAAUUCUUUAUUGCAUAUACCUGUGGGAUCUGAGGGGAUAGUGUUUAUGGCAUGUUGGGCUAAUUGAUGGGGAAUUUGGGAUGAAUGAUGUGGGCGUGGUCAAUGCUACAUUUGCUUUCCUGUAAGUACAACCAGAUGCCUAUAACAGAGUGUAUGUAGAAAGUUUCUUGUAAAAAUUGAGAAAGUCUUUAUAAAGUGUAGGUAAAAUAUAUACAUCAGUCUGAUAGUGUAAUAAAUGUUUAAAAUAAAAGAAAACAAAAGAACUUCCAUAUAGCUAUAAUUGAACACUGCGGUGGUGUAAGCUGACGUGGGUAAUAUAUUAGUGUAUGAUGUACUGUAUAUAACAGACUGAUGAAGGAACAAUGUAAAAUAAGGGCAGUGAAAGAUAUAAUAAUAUACUGCACCCAUGUGAUAUAAGCUAAGAGUAUAAGGUACAGUUAGAGAACAGGAAGAUUCCACACAUCAUACAAUGAGCUCCUAUGACGGGGAAGGAGCAAUGACUGAUCGGCCAGCACUGACCAUGGGGGAAAUAACGUUACGGUGAGACAGCCUGCACAUUACAUCAGAGGAGCAGUCACAUGCUCUGUAUGACAGCAUCACGGCUGUCCCUCCAUAUGAUCUCGCAGUGUAGGCACAUCCUGUACCUCAGAUGCUGUGAUGUCAUCCCAUUAUGUAAGAGCCCCCGAUGUUAUGUGUCUCCGAUACCUGUUACCUGCUGAAUAUCUGUUGUUAUAAUGAAUAUGUAAAGCUGUUUCUUGUAAUAAAAUGAUGGUAAAGGAUC